CACUGUUUAGUUUCACAGAUAUCCCCCCAUUUAAAGACAGAAGGACAGAAUACACUAUUUGUGAAGGAGCUCUUCAAGGAGUUUUUGUUUUUGUUUUUUUUGAAGACUUUUGCAGUGGUUUACCAUCAUUUCACAACAAGAAGGUUUGGGGAUCAAAUUAAUCAGCUGGCUGGACCCUCUGUGUUCUCCCUGUGCCUGCGAGGGCUUCUGCCCACAGUCCAAAGACAUGCAUGUUAAGUUAGAUGGUUAUUUGUGAAUGAUCUCCCAGUCUUCCCCACAGAUGGAAUUCCACAAUCACUGAAGAACAGUGGAAAAAGGGAAGACAGCGGGGCUUACUGAGGAUAAGGAAUUAAAGGGUUUUUCGAUCCUGUCUCGUGUCCCCAUGAUGUUUUUGCUGCAAAGGGGAGGGGAAGGAGGAGUCGCUAUGCCUCACAGCUUAAUUACUCCAAGCAACACUGUGUCUCAUAUGUAAUGGAAGGAAGACGAAGUAGGAAGAGAAACAAAUUUUGUCUGCAGAGUAGGCACAAACUUUGAGUUUGAGACUCAUCCCUUCACUGCAACACAUGAAAUUAGAAAGGAAGGCUUUGUUGCCGCUGUAUAGAUCAUCACAUCACUACAACUGGACCACUGUCUUUGUGAACUUUAAAUCUGAUUCUGACAGAAGGUAAGAAAUGAUAUCAAGAACUUCUACUGACUAACAGAGGAAACGUGAAUGACUUCUGAGGACCUGGAGUCAAAUCUUAAACCAAAGCAAGAGAGAAAAGACAUAAACAAGUGGAAAAAUUGUCGUGGUCUGGGAGCAGCUGAACUGUGCUAUGAUUCUCCCUGUGGUGGUAAUGGUGGGUCUCCUGUUGCUCUCUGGACCAGAGUCAGGUCUCCAAGAAGACACGCUAGAAAUUGACAACAGCAAUGACAUCCUAGAGAGAGAGUUUAUCUACGUACCAAAACGUCAAAAAAGGGCUGUUGCUGACUACAGUGCCUUCCAAACAGAUAAAUGUUCUUAUACCUUCAUUGUCCCUCAGCAGAAAAACAACGGGGCAAUAUGUGUGAACUCCAAGGAGCCAGAGACCUUGCUGCAAAACCGUAUUAAUAAGCAGGAACUGGAGCUGCUCAACAGUGAGUUGCAAAAGCAGCGAAAGGAGAUUGAGGCACUCCAACUGCUAAUAGAGCUUGAUGGGGGUGUGAUCAAUGAAGUCAAGCUAUUGCGUAAAGAGAGCCGCAACAUGAACUCCAGAGUUACACAGCUCUACAUGCAGCUGCUGCAUGAGAUUAUCCACAAACGAGACAAUGCUCUGGAGGUGUCACAGCUGGAGACCCGUGUGCUCAACCACACAAAUGAGAUGGGGAGGCUAGCUGGGCGGUACCGAGACCUGGAUCAUAAGUACCAGCAUCUUUCAGCCCUCGCAAGCAGCCAGAGUGCUCUCCUGGAGCAGCUGGAAGAGCAGUGUAAGCAGGGAGGAUACUUUUACAGUAAGGUUCAAGAGCCCAGCCGUCGUCUCCAGCCACAACCUCCUGCAAUCUCCCAGCCUCCUUUACAAACACCUGAAUUGUCUCCUGGUGGCUACAGACCUUUCCAUCCACCCACUUACACUCGUUACACCAACUACCCCAUGAAUAAUGAGAUCCAAAGUGACCAGAAAGCCAGAGCACUGCCACAUCCACUGCCCACAAUGCCAGGUGCACCAUACAGCUUCACAAAUGAGCCCUCGGGACCUUUCAGAGAUUGUCUGGAGGCUCUGGAGAGUGGAUAUACCACCAGUGGAAUGUACCUCUUAAAACCAGACAAAAGCAAUCAACUUAUGCAGGUCUGGUGUGACCAGAGACAAGACCCUGGUGGCUGGACCGUUAUUCAGAGACGUCAGGAUGGCUCUGUCAACUUUUUUAGGAACUGGGACACUUACAAGCAAGGUUUUGGAAACAUUGAUGGUGAAUACUGGUUGGGCCUAGACAACAUCUUUUGGCUGACAAACCAGGGCACCUACAAGCUUUUAGUGACGCUGGAAGACUGGACUGGUCGGAAGACCUUUGCAGAAUAUGCUAGCUUUCGUGUAGAGUCAGAAGCAGAUUUCUACAGGCUACGACUGGGCCAAUACCACGGCAAUGCUGGAGACUCUUUAACCUGGCACAAUGGAAAGCACUUUACCACACUGGAUAGGGACCAUGACGUCUACGCAGGGAAUUGUGCCCACUAUCAGAAGGGAGGAUGGUGGUAUAAUGCCUGUGCUCAUUCCAAUCUGAACGGUGUGUGGUACAAAGGUGGGCAUUACCGCAGCCGCUAUCAGGAUGGGGUCUACUGGGCUGAGUUCAGAGGAGGAGCUUAUUCUCUAAAAAAAGUGACCAUGAUGAUAAGACAAAAUGGAAAUACCUUCCAAUAAUUGCUCAGUAUGUUGAAACUUAUAUUUAACAAGAUGUUUCCACCAAAGGGAUUCUGUAUCACAAGACCAGGCACCAUUGGUUGAAUUUCAAAGCUUCUUUUGGUUGUUAUACAUUCACAAUGCCAAGACGUGGCAGAACUUUUUCAUUUCAUUUGUCCUACAUGUAACGCUUUUAUUCAUGUUCUUGCGCUCAUAAAGUUAUACUGCACACAAAUAAAAAGCAUACAACCUUGCAUGUAAUGAAUGUAAGAUGAUGCCUGCAUUCCUUUCUCAAUGCAGGCUGUUACUGAUGUAGUGUUUAAAGGUUUUUUUUUCCCAUCAGAACAAAAUCCACAGUUGCAUAUCAAUGUAACUGAAAUGUUAAUGUCUUGAUUGCUGGCAAAAAAAACUUGUACUUCUCAAUAUUAAUGGCAUUUGUAAUACUCGUUAAGUAUAAAAAAUAUGUGCUCUUUGA
Messenger RNA from Oreochromis aureus, 2829 nucleotides. RefSeq names its product angiopoietin-related protein 2-like. The transcript is spliced from 5 exons. Lineage: Eukaryota; Metazoa; Chordata; Actinopteri; Cichliformes; Cichlidae. The record is from RefSeq and is a predicted model, not a curated record. The coding region runs from base 816 to 2375 and encodes 519 amino acids.